Messenger RNA from Cicer arietinum (chickpea), 2699 nucleotides. RefSeq lists its product as uncharacterized. NCBI's taxonomy places the organism in Eukaryota, Viridiplantae, Streptophyta, Magnoliopsida, Fabales, Fabaceae. Gene Ontology annotation, molecular function: DNA binding. Gene Ontology annotation, cellular component: nucleus. The record is from RefSeq and is a predicted model, not a curated record.
UGUGUUAACCGCUGUUAUAGCCCCCCUUUCUAGAAAUAGUACCCACAAGUCUCAUAAAUUUCCAUGGAAUUUGUGAAUCACUUCAAAAAAUUCUUCUGUUUCACUUUGAGUUGUAUCAACCUCAAACCCCAUUCCACACUGCUUUCCACUACUUCUUCAAAGUACACACACACACUCACUCACUGGUAAAGUCACUCACCUCUUUCUCUUUCAUGUUUUUAGGCAACUUUUUAUAACUAGUUUUUUCCACUUCUUCUCCAAAAUCACUUAAAUGGCUUUCACAUUCAUUAUCUUUAUUUUUUUUUUGCCUCCAUUCAGUCCUCUGCUUCACCUGACACACUCUUUGCAUUCACCCUUUUUUCCAUCUCUUUCUUCAUUCUUUUCACGUGGGGUGCCCUUCUGACAUUUUUCUUCUCUCUCUCUCUCCCUCUCUCUCUCAAUCAUCAAUCUUUUGUAGUUCAAGAUUGUUGCUUUAUUAUCUUAAAGGAAAGUUGAAUUUGGUUUCUAUUUUUCUUUUUUGUUAUGACACUUGUGUGUGUGUGUACCUUGUACACUGUACAUGCUUUUUUUUGAAGGUUUUUCAAUGGUUAUUCUCUUAUGAGGGUAUGCAAAGUUGAGAUUUUUUACUGUUUUAAGGUACUAUUCCUGAAAAAUUGAAGUGGGGUCUUUUGAUUUCACCUUAGAACUCUUAUUUUGUGAUGGAUUCUUGGAGUUUUGUUCCUGAAGAAAAAGGGUAUGUUUCUAAUGAUACACUUUCAGCUUCAAACACACUUGGAAGAACUAAAGGUUCAUUCUUGAGUUGGGAUUUGAAAACCCCAUCAAGUUUUUUGGGUCAACAAAGCAUUGAGAAUGAUAAUAAUCAUAAUCAAGGUUUUGAGGAAUUGGGGUUUCAUGGAAUGUUGGGGAAACAAUUGUCAAAUGUUGAUGUUGAUGAUGAUGAUGAUGUUGUUGUUGGUAAUGUUCAUAGCAGAAAAAUGAAUAGUGAUGUUGUUAUGGCUGCUCCAAUUCCAAAUGCAUUUUCUGUUAGAGAAAAUCACUUUAAUUCAAAGAUUUCAAAUACUUUAGGUGACACUAAUGGUUGCAAUUCACUCAUAGAUUUGAAGUUGGGUAGGUUUGGUGAUCAUGGAGAUGCAAUUGGUUCAACAUUUUCAAAAGGGACUAACAUUUUGUCGUCGUCCGGGUCGUCGACGCCACCUAAGAGGGUUCGGUCUUCCGGAGUCCAUUCGCAGAUUUCUUACUGUCAAGUCUAUGGAUGUAAUAAGGAUCUGAGUGGUUGUAAAGAUUACCACAAGAGGCACAAAGUUUGUGAGGUUCACUCAAAGACUUCCAAAGUUAUUGUGAAUGGAAUUGAACAGAGGUUUUGUCAGCAAUGUAGUAGGUUUCAUUUGCUGGCUGAAUUUGAUGAUGGUAAGCGUAGCUGUCGCAAACGCCUUGCAGGCCAUAAUGAGCGCCGAAGAAAGCCACAAGUCGGUAUUCACUCUGGAAGAUCUGGAAGGUUGCUUCAGCCAUAUGGUGAUAGCCGAUUCCAAGGAACCAUGCUAACAUCGGCAUCUUUUAUAUGCCAAGAGAUACUCCCCGGCGAGGUCUUAUCUUCUGAGAAAUGUGCCGCUAGUAACUGGUGGAGACCUAUAAAAGCCGAAGACGGAACCGGCUUUAGGCCCUUUUCAUCUAUUCCAGUCAGCAAUGGACAUCCUCAUUCAAGAACUUUAUUUCCUUCCUAUAGUGAUAAACAAUUUCCCUUUCUCCACGAAAACGGUGCUACAUCUGCUACUGAAAGCAUAUUCUGCGAAAACAAUAGUCAAUAUCCUCCUAUCCUCGGGGGCUCGAAUUCUGGAUCACAAUCAUUAUUCCAAAACACCUCCUUAGGAAGCGAGGACUUCAAUGUUUUUGAAACGGAAUCAACUGUUCAAGGAUUAUCGGGAGUUUCGGAUGGUGGUUGUGCUCUCUCUCUUCUGUCAUCUCAAUCACAAAACUCUUCAAGCCAAUCGUCAGGAAUUCCCAUGUCUCGUCACUUGGUCAUUCCGACCAGCCACAGCCAUUACGGCAUGAGUCCGGUCUCUGAAAAGAUGAUAGGAAUGAGUUCACACGCUUCGAGCGGAGUGUCGGAUAGGUUUCCAUCUGAAUUAAAUCAUAACGAUGGAAGUCAUCUUAGUCCUAUAUUGAUAUCCGGCAACAAUGAACUUGUCCAUUUUGAAAUGGCAGACGGGAUAUUCCAUGGUUCGGAUUUUGUCAAUGUGAAAGACCGUCUUUCUUGUGAAGAUGGUCCGACCAUUGAUUUGCUUCAACUAUCGUCACAACUUCAGCGUGUCGAGCAUCAGAGGCAAGCCUUGCAGGUGAAGCAAGAAAAUGAUUCUUCCUGCUCUCUCCGGAUUACUUAAGAUGUUUUUAAGAGGAAAGAGCUUGGUGUGAUUGUGCAGCAUGUUGUGACAGACACCAAUGUAAUGCAAAGUGAAGAAAAAGCUUAGUAUCUUAAUAUCCUCCAACUCAUGAGAUGCUAACUAGUUUAAGUAGUUUUCUCGCGCUGAUUCGGACACAAUAGUCCUUCUCAAUUGACAUAAAUCCAUCUAGAAUGUAAUAAUAAACAAAAGCCUGAGAUGUAUCAAAGUGUGACAUUCAGGUUAUCUAAUAAUGUUGAUAUUUUGAUCAAUGUUAAAUCUGCACUAAUACAUUAAUCUAAUAAUGUUGGUAUAUUGUGGUAA